AAAAAGUUAUUUCGGUGGAGCUCGUUUACAUUGAAAAUUGCGACUAAUACUUGCUGCAUUUUCCUUGUGCCAUAUCGCCGUAUAGUGUUCCAUACCACUCCAAGUCUUAUAAUGUCUCCUCAUCGUAAGAAACUCAAGCUUUCGGACGGCGGAGUGGCUGUUCCUCCCACCAAAGAAAUUGCUCCCGAGAGUGAUGCUCCCAUUACCAAUGGCGAAGCGAAGGUCGAAAAGCCAAGAAGGUCACUGUUCGUGAAAGGUCUGGCGCCAGAGACGACUACGGAUGAUCUCACAGAGCUCUUCUCACAAUCAUUUCCAUUGAAGCAUGCUACCGCCGUGGUCGAUCCCACAUCCCAAUUGUGCCGUGGCUAUGGUUUCGUUACCUUCGCUGAUGCAGAAGAUGCGCAAAGAGCCAAGGAAGAAUUCAAGGACCAUAUAUUACAUGGGAAAAAGAUCAGAAUAGACGUAUCAGAGCCUCGUCAGCGUAAAGAGAAAGGGCCGCCGAAUGCAAGCCGGCCGGCCAGCGGGGUCGCUGUUGCGAAAGAGCCUGCAAAGGUAGACAACGCGCCACGAUUAAUUAUACGAAAUCUACCAUGGAGUAUCAAAACCCCUGCACAGCUACAGAAACUGUUCCAGCCAUAUGGCGCUAUGCACGAACCUAUACUUCCUAAAAAGCCAGGCACAGAUCAGUUGAGGGGGUUUGGCAUCGUGGUCAUGAAGAAGAGAAAGAAUGCUCAGACAGCAAUUGAGAAACUCUCGGGGAAGGAAGUUGAUGGGCGUACUUUGGCUGUCGAUUGGGCAGUGGAUAAAUCAACGUGGCAGAACCUGCAACACAACACCGAAGCUGAGGACGACGACGAGGAUGAUGAGGAGGACAAUGACGAUAACAACCAGAAUGAAGAUGAAGCAGACAGCAGCGAUGUGAAAGGCACAGUCAUCGACGAAGAUGUCGACGACGACAUGGAGAAUUCUUUGUCCGAUAUUGAUAACCUCGCAGAGGAUGGCGAGGACAUGGACGAGGACGAUGAAGAUGAAGCUUCAGAAACUGAGCCUCCGAUGACUACUCUCUUCGUACGCAACCUUCCUUUUUCUGCAACAGAUGAAUCGCUCGAGGAUCAUUUCCGAACUUUUGGUGCUGUGCGGUACGCUAGGAUCGUAAUCGACCAUAACCUAGGAGUUCCGAAAGGCACUGGGUUUGUUUGUUUCUACAAGGAAGAAGACGCACAACAGUGCCUGAAGAGAGCACCAAAAGAAAAAAUUGACGUCCAAGUUUCACGACCCUCUGCCACCAAAUCAGUGCUGCAGAAUGUGGAAAAUGAUACUUCAGGUCACUACACGAUGGAUGGCAGAGUUUUACACCUGUCUCAAGCCGUUAGUCAGAAAGAUGCAAAGCGUCUGCAAACAGAAGGUGCUGACAAGCGACUCACGCGCGACAAAGACAAGAGGAGACUGUUCCUCUUGAACGAGGGGACAAUCUCGACAAAAUCUACGCUGUAUCAAAAACUAUCACCAACCGAAAUCGCCAUGCGAGACGCUAGUGUAAAGCAAAGAAAGACCUUGUUACAAACAAACCCAUCUUUGAACAUUAGUUUUGUCCGUCUUGCUGUUCGAAAUAUACCCAGGAGUAUCGACUCGAAGGCUCUGAAGGCGCUUGCUCGUGAGGCAGUAGUUGGAUUUGCAACCGAUGUCAAAGCCGGCCUUCGAGAGCCGAUUUCCCGUGAGGAGUUGAGCAGAGGAGGCGAGGAGAUGAAGAAAGCAGAGAAAGAACGCAAGAAGCGCGCAGUCGGUGUUGUAAAACAAGCUAAAGUUGUCUUCGAGGGCGAAAAGGGCGGCAAAGUGGAUGAGAGAAGUGGUGCUGGCAGGAGUCGCGGUUAUGGUUUCAUUGAAUACUACACGCAUCGGAACGCCCUCAUGGGUCUGCGAUGGCUCAAUGGCCACGAAGUCGGUUACAAGACACAGGAGCCGAAGAAGAAAGGCAACGCGGAAUUUCAGGACCGCAAGAAGAGACUUAUCGUUGAAUUCGCUAUUGAGAAUGCCCAGGUCGUACAUCGCCGCCAGGAGCGAGAAGCUAAGCACCGCUCAGACGGACAGGAUAAAGGCGACACCGAGAAUCCUGUCAACGAGGAGGCCAAGGUUCAGAAAGGCGGCUUCAAGGAUAAGAAAGGUAGUAUCAAGGACCGGAAAGCGGAACGAAAGGACUUGAAGCGGAAACGAGGUGACAAGCCUGAUACUGGUAACAAGAAGCUUAAACCGAAGACUCCUGCACCGGUCAACAACGCUGCUAAGGUCAACGGUUCUGCAGACAAGGGCGUCCAACAUAUCAUCGCUAGGAAUCGGCAUGAGAAGCGAGCGGCACGCAAGAUGCGGAAUGCCGCACAAAAAUAGUUCAUAGUAAUCUCACAGCAUUCUUCGGCGUUCUAACAAAAGUUCAGAGAACGUUGGCGUGUCAUUUGUAUCUUGCAUAGAGGGAAAUGAGCUGUGUUGCAAGUGCUGGUCACAAUCUUGUUGAGUAUGUCUGUUGCAAAAGUGCUUACAUCGAGCCUUUCACAGCAACAGAGAAGUCGUGAUCAUAUUGCAAUACUAAGACAUGUAACGCUAAAUGCUAAUGGAGGACCAUACUGAGCCACAUGCAG
Pseudovirgaria hyperparasitica is the source of this 2630-nucleotide messenger RNA. Its product is annotated as RNA-binding domain-containing protein. Lineage: Eukaryota; Fungi; Ascomycota; Dothideomycetes; Acrospermales; Acrospermaceae. The record is from RefSeq and is a predicted model, not a curated record. Gene Ontology annotation, molecular function: RNA binding. The coding region runs from base 112 to 2382 and encodes 756 amino acids. The transcript has a single exon.